Dromaius novaehollandiae (emu) is the source of this 2236-nucleotide messenger RNA. RefSeq names its product CD226 molecule (gene CD226). NCBI's taxonomy places the organism in Eukaryota, Metazoa, Chordata, Aves, Casuariiformes, Dromaiidae. The annotation marks the transcript as partial. The record is from RefSeq and is a predicted model, not a curated record. The transcript has 6 exons. Gene Ontology annotation, biological process: cytokine production; positive regulation of type II interferon production; positive regulation of mast cell activation. Gene Ontology annotation, cellular component: external side of plasma membrane.
UUAGCCAAUGUGGAAGGAAAGUUUGUGGAUUCAACUGUAAAGCUUACAGAGAAGACGAAACUGGAUUGUGUAUAUCCAAAGAAAGCCAUGAUAAUCCAGACAUCCUGGGUGAAAAGUAAUUUAACUCAUAAAGAAAAUAUAGCUGUCUUGCAUCCAGUCUAUGGCAUACAUAUUGAAGACAGUUACAAAGGAAGAAUUCAUUUUCAAAAUGAUUCCAGUGAAGACAAUUCCUUAUACUUCAUCAAGAGCACUCUGGAAGAUGUUGGUCUUUACUUUUGCUCCGUUCAAACUUAUCCAGAUGGAAUUUGGGAAAAGGUAACAAAAGUUAUUCAGCCAGCUGAUGCUUUUGAAGUACCUGAGAAACAAAAUAAUCCUGUGUUUACUGAGCCAGGAGGAAAUGUCACUUUUAUUUGCCCUUAUAAUAUUGGCAUUUCAGUGCAGCAAGUGAUGUGGGAAAGGAUUAAAGCAGAUCAGAUAGAUAGCAUUGUCCUGUGUAACUCAUUAGGGGAGAAAAUCUUUGGUUCAGAUUUCAAAGAGCGUACACUGGUGGACUGCACUCCCGAGGCAAGCUCCAUGAUCGUCCUUCAAAACAUUACAGCUUCUGACUUUGCAAUGUACCGCUGUGUAGCUACUGGAAGAAAUAACACCUAUGCAAUGAGUUUUACAAUGGCUGUGACUUUGGAUCAUCAGUGGUUUAUUAUCUACAUAGCGGGAGGAAUUUCUACUGUUUUUUUACUGUUAGUUUUCCUACUGAUCUUCUGCAUCACCACUGCUUAUCACAAAAAAAGGAAGAGGAUGACACAGACCUUAGCAAAAGCUUUGUACCCUCCUCAGACUCGGCCUGUUAACAGUUAUGGAAGAUCCAAUUUUCAUGGUACAGAGAACACAGAACGAAGAGAAGAGUCAUCGCUCAGCCAGACAGAGGAGAUUUACGUCAACUGCAGAAAUAUCCCACGCAAACCCAAGAAAAGACUAUUAACUUUCUUCUUAAAAUGAAGUAACCAAAGUGCAAUCAGUGUAUUUGCAUCUUACACUGGGUUCUGUUUGCACCAGCUUGACGUGGAGAGCGAAAGUGGCUGUUCCCAGCGCCGCCCAGGCUGCCACUUGCUUCACCUUACACCAAGUUUGUCUUUACUACAUGGCAGCCUACAGCACUGACACAUCAUCUGAUUCAUAUGUACAAGUAAAGGCUAUUUGUACCAUUACAAUUUAAGCAUUUUUUUUUUUUACCCAGUAGGUAUAUUAUUAAGCAAUAAUUUCAGAAUGGCUCUGAUAUGCAGAACAGAGCUGCAAAUGCUUGCAUUAAGUUAAUUUGGUCUGAGAAAUCCAUGUGUCUAAGAAGUGUAUGUGACAGGGUGUGAAAGAAAAUGUGCUUGUUGUUGUCUAUAUCUAUGCCUUUUGUAUCUCAAAUUCAGAGAAUUUGAGAACUGUUAUAGAAUAAAAAAUAUCCAUAAUUUUCCACACCGUAGGUGUUAUUAUGCUGCUGGGCAAACAGUAUCAUUUAGCUGACAAAAGAAAAGGUCCUUGAACCCAGAUUUAAAACUAUGAACAGAAGCUUGCUCUCUGACAGCUGUAUGGUUAUACAGGCUUCUUGCUGCUCAACAGGUUAUUUCAGCACUUGCUAUUUGGGGAUGAAAGAGAAGCUUAGCCUCUGCUUCACACACACGCGCACACACACGCGCACACACACACACGCGCACACACACACACACACACUCUUUAACGCCCAGGAGAAAAUAAAGCACUCAGACUCUGUCACUGUCAAGUUAUAUUUAAUAAUAAUUUAUUAUAAGGUUUAGUUGCACAAAAAAAUAAAUGAGAACAUGGAAGAUACAUGGAUAAAUGGCGCAAAGGAGAAAAAAGCGUGACUGAGAACAUUUACAAAACAAUAUACAUACAGAUGUGUGUAUGUGUGUAUGUGUAUAUAUUCUGCUGAAACCUACAGAAGAAACCACACAAAAAUAGAACAAACAAACAAAAAAAUCCUCAAACAAACAGAACCAGAAGGCAGACCUGAGAAUUAAGAUCUACACAUCUUUUGGCCUUUGACGAAUCUGCUUUAUUACUAAAGAUGGACUCCCAGUAGAUGAAGAUGUUACCAUGAUGGCUAAUAAUCGUAUAUGUCUGCAUACCACAAACUGCAUAUGCCUGGACCACCUCUGCUUGGUUCCCCUUUUUUCUUGAAACAUCAGUAAAAGUGUUCUUAAAUAUGAUUUUUUUUUUUUUUUUUAAGAAA